This is a messenger RNA of Procambarus clarkii (red swamp crayfish), 4677 nucleotides long. NCBI's taxonomy places the organism in Eukaryota, Metazoa, Arthropoda, Malacostraca, Decapoda, Cambaridae. The record is from RefSeq and is a predicted model, not a curated record.
CUCAGCGGCCGGCAGCCUCCAGGCGCGCACGCUCCCCAGGACCACACUGGACCGAGGACAGAGAAUAAUGAGAAUCAUCUCCGUGGCGUGGGUCCUGCUGGCGCCCUUGGCCGUGUCCUUGGCGGUGUCCUUGGCGGUGCCCCUGGCCGUGUCCCCGGCGGUGCCCCUGGCCGUGUCCCUGAUUGCAGGAGGCCAAUCAAAAGCCAACAAUGCCGCGAAGGUCAUGCCAGCAGCUGCCUUCCCCUUUCAGCAUAGGCUUCCUUCCAAGCCUAAAUUAACAGACAGGACGAAUUCUAACCAGCUAGCUGCCCAUAGGCUGCGGGAAGUCUUGCUAGUCUCGUCAUGGGGAAAAGUCUGAUUCAGUCCGGUAACGUGGUGUCCAGAAAGGAAGAGUUCACAACGCUACUGGAGAGGCUUGCUACUCUCAACCAAGCCCUUGAAUCUCUUCAGCAUUCAGUCGUUCUGCUAAGUACCCAAUUACAGAAUAUUACACGAACUGUGUUAACGCCUUCAGAAACACCACUAACUAAUCAACUAAUAAUAAUUGAAGAGCCACCAACAACGGUAAACCCAUGCGACCUUGAGACACAUUUGGAGUGUGAUAAUGGAAGCUGCCUCCCAAAAAGUCUGUUCUGUGAUGGCUCGCUUGACUGUCAGGACGGCAGUGAUGAACCCAGUGACUGUAGCAAAGAUAAGCUUACAUGUCGAGAGGAUGAGUUUUUGUGUUCAUCGGGAGAUGAAUGCACAUACUUUAUAUGGAAGUGUGAUGGUCAAGCUAAUUGUGCGGAUGGCAGUGACGAACAUGGUUGUAACCCAGAUGAUUGUGAAGCCUAUCAAUUCAAGUGUGCAAUAAAUAACAAAUGUAUACCUUCCACUUGGGUGUGUGAUGGAGUCGACGACUGUCAAGAUUCAAGUGAUGAAAAAAAUUGUACCCAGCGUACUUGUCUGGAAACAGAGUUCUCGUGUGCUUCUGGAGACAAAUGCAUAGCUGCAUCCUGGCGGUGUGAUGGAGAUGAUGACUGUGAAGACUCCAGUGAUGAAGAUGAUUGCAUUAAUCAGGUCAUUUGUAGUGACAAUUACUUCAAGUGUGAGUCUAGCGAGAGGUGUAUACACUCUCGCUGGCAGUGUAAUGGUGAAGAUGAUUGUGGCGAUGGUAGUGAUGAGUUGGGCUGCAACAGCACAAAGGUAGUGUGUGGUGAAACGGAAUACCAUUGCUGGUUUAUCUUCCAGUGUAUCCCCCAGGCUAAACUCUGCGACGGCGUCAAUGAUUGCAAGGACACUACUGAUGAAGUAUUGUGUUCCUACCAAUUAGAUAAAGAAUCUUCGACUGCUGUACCAACAGAAUUUGUACCUGAUCUUUCUGAAUUGGGGACUGAUUUGCCUACAGAAUCUGCGACUGAUUUGCCUGCAGAAUCUGGGACUGAUUUGCCUGCAGAAUCUGAGACUGAUUUGCCUGCAGAAUCUGGGACUGAUUUGCCUGCAGAAUCUGAGACUGAUUUGCCUGUAGAAUCUGGGACUGAUUUGCCUGCAGAAUCUGGGACUGAUUUGCCUGCAGAAUCUGGGACUGAUUUGCCUGCAGAAUCUGGGACUGAUUUGCCUGCCUACGACUCUGGGACCGACUUGCCUACGAAAUCUGUGACUCAUUCCCCUACUGUAUCUGGCACAGAAUUUUUUUUCAGUGAGUCACUCGAGAAAUCUUCCACCGAUCUCCCAACCGAUAUUCCUAUAUGGAAUACACCAGAGCAACCUUCAGUUUUGUUAGUAGCCGAAGCCUAUCCUAAUGUCACAUGUGAGCAAGACCAGUUUAAAUGUUUGUCACACAACAGAUGUAUAAGAUCCAGGUGGCGGUGUGAUGGAGAAUGGGAUUGCCGCGAUGGUAGUGAUGAGGACGGUUGUGAGAACUUGUGUCCGAGUGGCAAAUUCCGCUGCGACAAUGAGCAGUGUAUCUUGGCCAGUUGGCGGUGUGAUGGGGACAAGGACUGUGGUGAUGGAAGUGAUGAAAGGAACUGCAAAAAGGAAUGUAGUGAAGCUGAAUUUCGAUGCAUAGGGGAUGAAAAGUGCAUCCCCGAAGAUAAAGUGUGCGAUGGUAUUGAUGACUGUGGGGAUGACAGCGAUGAAGCUCGUUGCCCCAGCCAACCAGACCCACCAACUACUACAGUGUUACCAGAGACCACAUCAUCUUCAUCUACUGAAAGAAAGUGUACACUGGAUGAAUUUUCUUGCUCAGUGGCUGGACAUUGUGUGGCGCUUUCUUGGCUUUGUGAUGGUGACCGUGAUUGUCCUGAUGGGAGUGAUGAAUCUGAAUGUCCUGAGGAUUCUUGUCCACAUGGAAAAUUGCGCUGCAACGAUGGGCAGUGUAUCUUCCCCAGUUGGCGGUGUGAUGGGGAGGAGGACUGUGGUGAUGGGAGCGAUGAAAGGAACUGCACAAAGGAUUCUUGUCCAAGUGGAGAAUUCCGCUGCGGCGAUGGGAAGUGUAUCUUGCCCAGUUGGCAGUGUGAUGGGGAGAAGGACUGUGGUGAUGGAAGUGAUGAAAGGAACUGCACAAAGGAAUGUAGUGAAGCUGAAUUUCGAUGCAUAGGGGAUGAAAAGUGCAUCCCCGAAGAUAAAGUGUGCGAUGGUAUUGAUGACUGUGGGGAUGACAGCGAUGAAGCUCGCUGCCCCAGCCAACCAGACCCACCAACUACUACAGUGUUACCAGAGACCACAUCAUCUUCAUCUACUGAAUGUACAGAGGACGAAUUUUCUUGCUCAGUGGCUGGACAUUGUGUGGACCUUUCUUGGCAUUGUGAUGGUGACCGUGAUUGUCCUGAUGGGAGUGAUGAAUCUGAAUGUCCUGAGGAUACUUGUCCACACGGAAAAUUCCGUUGCAACAAUGGCGAGUGUAUCAUGCCCAGUCGACGGUGUGAUUGGGAGGCGGAGGACUGUAGUGAUGGGAGUGAUGAAUGGAACUGCACAAAGAGAGAGUGUACAGAGAAGGAAUUUUUGUGCUCGAAGGGAGGGAUUUGUGUGCCAGCUUCUUGGCGGUGUGAUGGUGACCAUGAUUGUCCUGAUGGGAGUGAUGAAUAUAGAUGUCCUAAGGGAGUUGUAUGCAGCUUGCAGCGCGGUCAGUAUAGGUGCCAGGACAGUGAAAAUUGUCUUAGUGAUGACCAAGUGUGUGACGGCUCACCAGACUGUGAUAAUGGCAGUGAUGAGGGCCCCGACUGUGAACACUCGUGCUCAGAGACAGAGUGCAGCCAUGGCUGCUUUAUGACUCCAAAAGGACAUCAGUGUACCUGCCCUCUCAACCUCACCCUUGACCACUCCAAUACUACAUGUAUGGGUGGCCUACCAUCAGCCUUUGUGUUAGUGGGACUACGAAAUACGUUAGAAGCGUAUUCUCUUGGUGGCCCCAGUUCUUUCACUGUCUAUGAGGGGAAGAGCAAGACUUCUACUGGGAUCAUAGGUGUAGAAUAUGACCCAAUCAAAGACUUGGUGUACUGGAGUAAGAAGGAAUAUGGCGGAGUGUAUCGUAAAGACCUUCAUGCACUCGAGUUACCCAAGUUGAUUUAUGAUACAGAUGAAAAUGUAAUGGAGAGUCUGGCAGUGGACUGGCUGGGUAGGAAUCUGUACAUGACAAACAGUGUGGGAGGCAGCAUCACUGUGUGUUCUCUAGAUUGGCAUUACUGCACCGUACUUAUCUCCAAUAUCUCCGACUCCUGUAGAGGCAUCCGACUUGAUCUACAGAACAGAAAAAUGUUUUGGGCCAAUUGGAGAAAUGGGGAAGUGGAAAUGGCAGAUAUGGAUGGAUUUAACAGAUCAAUAUUGGUGUCUGGUUUAGGGUGGCCCAAUGCUCUUGCCCCCGACCCACCCCAGCAACGGUUGUACUUGAUGGAUGCCCUCACAAACACUGUGCAACAUAUUAGUUACAGUGGUGCUAAUCACACGACAUUGAUGGAUGCUCAAGUUGACCAUCCAUUUUCUAUGGAUCUUCUGGGUGACCAACUGUAUUGGACAGACUGGAAAACUAAACAGGUAUGGACAUGCAACAAAGAGGAUUGUGCAACCAAGACUUCUAUAACGGAGCCCUUAUCCAGCCGGCCCUUCGGGAUCAAAAUCCUUCACCCAGACCUCUAUUUAAAGAUGAAGAACCCAUGCAUGGACAACAGAUGUGCCAACAUGUGUCUGCUGUCUGCAUCAGCCCCUGAUGGUUAUACCUGUGCGUGAUUGAUGGUCAAGCCACCGUAGAGGUGGCACGGGCAUGAAUAGCUUGAAAGAACCUGUACCUGUCCUGCACACCUGACCCCUUAAGGAUGAUCGUCACACGUGUGUCUCUCUCCACAUAAUUGAUCCUUUUUUUUUUUGGUAAUUGAUAAGUAAACUCUGUAAAAAAAAAAAAUGUACACAGCACAGGUGACUGUUCCCAACACAGUUAUCCUGUAUUUGGUCAGCUGUGUUAGAUACUCUUGGUAUUGACAAAUGGCAAAAAGACACGAAGUACUGUAUUACAUUUGUAAUUUGCUCUGUGAAAGACUUUCUUCAACAGCAUUUUGAUUUGUUUUAAAUAAUACAAUCAGAAUAUAUGACCUUUUUUGUAUAUGCUAUGGAUGAUGUAGAAUCACAGUAUCAAGAUUGUUUAAAUAUAUAUAUAUACUGUAUAUGCAAUGUUAUGCAGAAUAAAAAAUUUACUUAUAUCCUAAA